ACCGAAGCUCUGCAAAACAAAUAAUCAGACGUUCCGGAAAAUUCUGUGAGACACCGUUCAAGUUCUCAAAAACCGUCUGUUUAGUCGUCGGGUUUUGAGAGUAAAAUUCUCAUAUAUGGACGACCGAACUGUUCGGUUUAUUUGUCCGAGAGAUAAUUUAAAAUCCAAUGCAAAAUUGUCAUCGCAAUAGCUUGAGCACUUGAGAGACUGUUAAUGCCACAGCAUCUUUCUGUCCUAGAAUUAAUUCCAUUAUCAGAAAAUUGAACAGAGCAGUAGUUUGGUAUUUGAAGUAACCUCAAAGUGCUUAUUUCUCCUCAAGUGUAAAAAAACAUCAACGAUUAUUAAAGUGAUUAUAGAAAUGACUGACUAAUGAGUUCAUUGUUCUUGUUUUCUGUUACGUUUCAUGCAAAAUCUUUGAAAUUAUAAAUAAGCGAAAUGGCACUGCGCAAAGGGAAGAGAAAUUUGAAGCUCCAGGUCUCCGAGGAAACCCCUCCACCUGUAACACCACCCAGGAAUCUCGACAAACGAACGACCAUAACAAUUGGGGAAAAAACAUUCAUCGUUGAGGCUGAUGAUCUUGAAACUCUUUGUGUACUAGGGAGAGGUGCCUAUGGAGUUGUUGAUAAGAUGAAACACAAACAGAGUGACACAAUAAUGGCCGUGAAGAGAAUCACAGCGACAGUCAAUACACAGGAACAAAAAAGACUAUUGAUGGACUUGGAUAUUUCAAUGAGAAGUUCAGAUUGUCCCUAUACAGUACAAUUCUAUGGAGCGUUGUUUCGAGAAGGUGAUGUCUGGAUAUGUAUGGAAGUGAUGGAUAUGAGCCUAGAUAAAUUUUAUACAAAGGCCUACAAAAAUGAAUGCUCAAUACCUGAGGAUAUUUUAGGAAAGAUAGCUUUUUCAGUAGUUAGUGCCCUCCACUAUCUCUAUUCCCAACUGAGAGUAAUACACAGGGACGUCAAGCCCAGUAACAUUUUGAUAAAUCGCAAGGGUGAAGUCAAAAUCUGUGAUUUUGGAAUCUCUGGUUAUCUCGUUGAUUCUGUUGCUAAAACCAUUGACGCAGGUUGCAAGCCAUACAUGGCACCAGAGAGGAUAGAUCCAUCGGGCAAUCCUUCUCAGUACGACAUUCGGUCAGAUGUUUGGUCGCUAGGUAUUUCCCUUGUUGAACUCGCAACUGGAAAAUUCCCUUAUGAGUCGUGGGGAACACCUUUUGAACAACUGAAACAGGUUGUCAAAGACGAUCCUCCAAAGCUUCCCUCUGGAAAGUUCUCCUCAGCCUUUGAAAAUCUCAUCACCAAGUGCUUAAUGAAAGACUAUACAGCCCGUCCGAAUUAUAGUCAACUUCUCGAACUAGAUUUCAUCAUAGAGCACUCGCAGAAGAAUACGAAUGUCGCUGAAUUUGUGGAAAAAAUUUUAGACUUACCAGAUGUGGAGUGAAAAGUUCUCCACUGAAACAUGUGUACUUGCCAUCACGAGAAAAACAAAUAGAUGAAACAUCCCCCAGCGUAGUUAAAGAGAAUUAGAUAAUAAAUUGUUAGUACUUGCGUUGAAACAUAACACUGUUAUUAGAAUCAUUUUUACAUCAUACUUGUACUCCUGUGUUCAUUAAUCAUUAUUUCCACAGUUCUAAUAAAUGUUUAUCGUUUUUCUCGCCGGAUUUUUCAAACAAUCAAAGCACAAUCGAGUCAUAAUAUAAUGUUGUACAUAAAUGAUAAUCAUUCAUUACAAAAACCGAGGUGAUCCUUGUUCGGUAUGUUAAUCUUGAAAUAAAUUAUUUUGUCACAUUUGUCGCUAUUGAAGUCGUGAUAAAAAUCAUGUAGGUACAACCUAAUUACAUUUUGAUACGCCGUAUACAUAGAGUAGUGUAAUAUCAGUGAAUUUGUCAAUAAAAUGGAUAAUUAGUCAAUUAGGAAAUGAAAGAAUUGUAUUAAUUUUUUAGUCAGUUCCCACCAUUUGAUGAAUUUCAUGCUAAGAAAAUUUGGGUAAUACUUGUUAAGUUUUUGGGAAGCUUGUUUAAAUACCAAAAUUUGGUUCUGUAUCUGUAAAUCGAUAAAUUUAUUAAUAAAUCAGAUGUCCAUUGCGUUAGGUA
This is a messenger RNA of Diachasmimorpha longicaudata, 2089 nucleotides long. It is a transcript of the gene lic, whose product is annotated as licorne. Lineage: Eukaryota; Metazoa; Arthropoda; Insecta; Hymenoptera; Braconidae. The transcript is spliced from 6 exons. Gene Ontology annotation, biological process: protein phosphorylation; stress-activated MAPK cascade. Bases 436 to 1437 code for a protein of 333 amino acids. Gene Ontology annotation, molecular function: ATP binding; MAP kinase kinase activity. The record is from RefSeq and is a predicted model, not a curated record.